GAUCGCGUUAUUCGCACUUGGCAACCUAAAGCGUCCUCGGUGAUUAAAAGGGGGACUUCACCGGCUUAUCCAACUUUAUCGGAACAUAUGUGGGUGUCGAAUACAGUUAGAUGAAAGAGAAAGAUAUGGAAGGAUCGGCGGAUCCCGUGGGACCUCCGGAGGAUCAGGACGUUCUACAGGAGAACCCCGAUGUUCCUAAUGGCGUCGGAGAAUCGUCACAGGAAGUUACAGAAGUGGAGGAAGAACCGGAACGGGAACCUGAACCGCUCAACCUAGAAGACUACUUAUACGAUGACGGACAAAGUGUGACACUUGACCUGAACGAACAGAUGUUGAUGGUCGUACCGGAAGGCGUAUUUGAAUUCAAAAAGCUCACACAUUUGAUGCUUGGAGACAACGGUCUCACGAGUCUUCCGGACGACAUAGAGAAGCUAGUAAAUCUAGAGAUUCUCGAAGUGCCAAACAAUAAACUUGGCGUCAUUUCUAGUAGCAUAUAUCUUCUCUAUCAUCUACGCGUGCUAGAUUUCUCUAAUAACGAGAUCACUGAAAUACGACCGGAUGUUGCAAGUCUUCUGGACAUGCGCGAGUUGGUAUUCCACGGGAACAGACUGACUCAUAUUCCGGCACAGAUUGGCUAUCUCGAGCAACUCGAAUAUCUUAUCCUGAGCGAAAACAGAAUUUCCGAACUUCCAAACACAAUUGGUCAUUGCAAAAGUCUGAAGGUGCUUGCAUUGGAGAGAAAUGUACUCGACUUUGUCACACCAGAAGUGUGUAAGAUAGAAGAUCUUCGUAGACUCGCUUUAUCCGGAAACCAUAUAACAAACCUACCGAGAGAAACAGAAAACUUCACGUGCCUUGAGCAACUUCUGCUGGAUGAUAAUGAGUUUGAGUUUGUCCCCAUUCAAGUAUAUUGGAUGGAAACUCUGACGGAACUUGCUCUGAGUGGGAACAAAUUGACGGCAAUACAACCGGAAAUUGGAAAUCUCAAAAAUCUGACAGUUUUAGGACUAAACAAUAACCAGAUCGAAGUCAUUCCGGAUGAACUUUGUGACCUCAAUUUGAUAGAGGUUUUAGGUCUGGAGAAUAACAGAAUAAAGAGAAUCCCGGAUAACAUAUCCAAUUUGUACAACCUCAAGGAGAUAUAUGUUGGGAAUAAUUGCAUCAAUGAAAUUCCGGAGAAUCUCUGCUGGUGCUCUAAUCUGGAGGUUCUGAGCUUGUUGAAGAACCAGAUUUCCGACCUUCCGGUUGAACUGGAGAAUUUGCGACGCUUACAUUCUUUAGUGUUAUCAGACAAUGCAUUCGAGGUACUUCCUCCAGCUAUCAGUUCUCUUCAUGGUCUGGAAAUAUUUCUUUCUGACGGAAAUAAAGUCUCACAACUUCCGGAAGAUUUUGGGAAUAUGAGUAAAAUGAAACAGAUAAAUCUCAGCAGAAAUGCAUUCACGGAGUUUCCGAGGUCGAUGUGUUCACUCAAGGGGGUGGAGGUUUUGGACAUGAGGCACAACCAGCUGCAGGCUAUACCCAACGAAGUUACCAGAUUUGAACGAAUGCGUGUUCUUAACUUGAGCAAUAACCGGAUCCGAAGUCUGGACCCGGAGUUUUGUGGCAUCAAGAACCUUGAAGUUCUAGAUCUUUCUGACAACCUACUUGACGACAUUCCUGAGGAAUUUGAAGGAAUGAACGAACUAGCUGAUUUGGAUAUUUCAAACAACCAGUUUUUACAAUUUCCAAAAAUUGUGUUUGCUAUACCGAAUCUUGAACGUCUGAAGUAUGAUCAGAAAAACGGACACCCGACUCCGUCACUUCCGGAUGAGGUUGAGUUCUCUGGACUUUCCUAUCUAAUCGUAUCGAAUAACUCAUUGAGAACCCUCCCAAAUACCAUCAGCGGCAUGAAGAACAUUCAGUCCUUUGUAGCAGACUACAACGACAUAUGUGUACUACCAGAGGCUCUUUGUGAGCUAAAAAAUCUCAAAGUGCUUCAUUUGAAUAAUAACUCAUUGAUGUCACUUCCGGAAAAUUUCGAUAACCUAUCAGGUUUAAAGGAUCUGCGUCUCUAUAACAACCCGUUAAAGACUCCGCCGAUGGACAUUUGCGUUAGUGGUGUCAUGCAGCCGAUUGGUCGAUUCAUCAGACGAGCGAUGGAGCGUGAGGAAAUGCUGCUGUUGAAGAUGUUUGACGUGAUCAAGCUGUCCCUGGAUAAAAACGAGAUCCGGUACAUGAUGAAGAAGUUCCGGUUCCCGGAUACGAAAAUCACGGAACUCGAACAGACGUUCCACGGGAAAGACAGGAUUCAGGAUCGAGUCUACAACGCCAUGUUGUUCUGGAAGGACUUUAAGGGACCCCUAGCAACCAUUGACGAACUUAUUCGGGUGUUCCAUAUCGUUGGUUACGAGGAGUUGUGUUCGAAACUAAAGGCUAUGAAAAUUUUCGCCCAGAGGUUAAGGUUUUAGGGUAGAUUUUACCUUAAGACACCGUAUGGUUCCGCGCACAAGGGUUUGUCCGAAGAUGUGAUUCUAAGCAUUCUGACUGGUGUACCUACUUUAACGAACUUUAACGAAUCAUACCAGGGGGAUUCUUACGUACUUUCUCUGGUGGUCUUACUCAUACGAUAUGACUCAUCGCGGUAGGCCGCUAUACUCUAGUUAUGUUAGAAAAUAGCGUUUAGCUCUUACCAAACUUUUUAAAGUUCUGCGUGUGGACUUGGCAAAGGGAUAUUCCGCACAUGGACUGCAAAAAAUGCCAUCAAAAAACGUCGGCACUUUCCUUAAACGAGAAAUACUAGAAAAUACUUUCUCGUUUACGGAAAGUGCCGACGAUUUCCGAUUGCAAAUACAUGUAAUGUUGUAUAAGGAGGGAGAUAUACGGAAAAGAAGUUGACGGAACUGAGCCGAGUAACUAUCGGUUACCGGACAGCUUAUUUAGUGAGAGCGGCCGGACUGAGUUUCGGAAGUCCCGAGUUAGAAGUUUGGUCUUGGUGUGUAUCAUUUCUCAAUGUUCAUGAAAUAUAUUUAACAGGAUGUGCAUUUUAGAGUUAUCUGGGGGAGAAUAGAUCUGAAUUUAAAUGUGUCGGGAAUACUUUUGAACAAAAUGUAUUUUUAUUUAACAAAUAUGUUAUUGUUUUUUUUGGGACUUGAGGCCCUCCUGGUUGUGUUGUGUGAAGUUCAGCCAUGAUAAGAUACACCGUCGUGAAAAUGAAAUGAUUACAACAAAUAGAGUAUACAACAAUACACAUGCUCCUGUGCUGCCGUAAUAGGCUGUAUCGAGUUUUUGACCGGAAGUAAAACUCGGAUCACAUUGGUAUUACCAUUGAUAAGCUGUUAAUCAGUGUCGGUCUAAAGCACGACAAGGACCCCUACGUUCAUUUGAAACAAAUCAUUGUAAACAACCACGAUAUGCUUAAAAAAUAAUCAAUGACUUUGAUUAUUAGAGUUUUGUUCCCUGUGUCUUUUGGACACUACACAUGACAUGAUUAGCUGUGAUGGUAACUUUGUCUGUAAUACACAAUUAUUGCCUUUUUACGAGGUCAACGUGCAGUUUUGUCAGCCCGAUGAAAAGUAAAUCUAUUACUUUAAUUCUUUGAUUGAUACAACUUUACAUGUAAUAUAUACAAAAUGCUACAAUGGUAUAUUUUUUGUUUCUAUUUACACAUGAUUCAUGAUGUUAAACUGAAGCUAAUAGCGUUACUAAUAGAGUAUUACUAAAAUGAGAGAUAUACAUCGAAUACCACUUUCCCCUUUUGACAGUGACGUCACACUACCCAGCGAAAAUCACUUUCUCGGUUCUCGAAUAUCAAACAAUGACUAAUAUAAUCCCCCCUAUCUUGAGAAUGUGACAGAGUAACUUCCAACCCGAGGCGUGAUUUAUUUUUUUCCGUCCCGGGGCUCUAACGAGGGUUAGACAGCCGAAUAAUCACCCCGAGGGUUGGAGAAUGCUCUGUUACACUCUCCAACAACAGAACCGUAUUCUAACAAGAUAUAAAAUAAACAUAUAACCAGUCACUUUUUAUGACGUCACAAGUCAGCGCGUUCUGUUCUGCACGCGGCUAUCUUCUUCCCCUAUCUAUAACAGAGGUUAUUGUACAGCUACUAUACUGUGCCCGGUAGAAUGUUUCGAAGCUUAUCUUUUAUAACUUUUACAUUGACAUGUGUGAACUAAGAUUCUCUUCUUGUGUAUAUACUAGUCAUUUAAAUCUGAAUUUUAGAACUAAAUUUCUAUAUUCGUACCCGUAUAACUUUGUUUACAAUUACAUUUCUUAUUGUCUUACUUUUCUUUUGGUAUUUUUGUUCAAUGAUUUUAUUGAAUAUUUGAUAAUAUUUUAGUGCUUUUUUCGAUACAUAUUUUACUUAGAAGCAGGUAGUACAUCUACAAUCUCAUUUUAUCAUCUAGUCUUUCUUGUAUCCUGAUGUACUUUUUCAAUGUAUAUUUUUAGACUUUACCUCAGAAAUAUAGGUUCUCUACAAUCUACUCUGUACCACAUAUGCUUCACGACGAAGUAUUUUGGCGAUAUUUCCAUACAAGCUUUAUUUUCGAUGAUUCUAAAGUCGAACACGAGCAAUAAUUGAUAAAAAUUAAGAAGAAAAAACCCUGUAAAUGGUUGUAAAGGUCUCCUAAAACGAGAUAUAUGUUUUGCUUGCCGAUUUAAAGCGAAACAACGAGACAUUUAUAAAGCGUUUUGAAUUUGUAUUUAGUCAUACAGGGCCCUGGCACUUGUUAAACCCACACACGGACUUGUGUUGUCGAGAUUUACUGUUUACUUGGUUUUCACGCAUUUGAAUCGAAGAUAAUCAUAAAUGUAGGUAACUUAAAAUACUCUUGUGAUCCAACUAUAACGGACACGUAUGUAAUAUGUAUUGUAUUAAGACAUUCUCUCUGAUCUCAUUACUUUCUUUGUCAAUCAACUCACAUAAACAACUCCGACAAUAAUUAUAACUUUAAUGCUUCCGUGGCGAAACUGUUUUACAGGGAAAUAAAUAUUUACAGGUAAAAAAAUAUAUAUAUCAACUUAUAGUGAUGCAAGGGGAGUAACUCCCGUAGAAUAUAAAACUUUGAACGAACAUUUUAUAUGGAAAUGUAUAAAGUAGGGUUUAGUUGAGGAUUAGUCCUAAAAGAAUGACUUUCAACGCAUACAAAUAAUAAGAGUUAUGGGCUCCAAACCUAUUUUAGGUAUAGUGUUAUGAAAAUGUCUUAUUUGUCAACCCGAUUUAAAAUUACAAUUACAAUUUCUCUGAGAAGUAUAACAGGUGUCAAGCAAAAAAAACUUCAGAUAUAGAGCAAAGCCUAUUUGUGUGGGGUUUUAUAUUUUUAUCUUAGAUAUAGAAUUAUUUUUGUUAUUUACUUGCUUUUAUUUUGAUCACUUGUUUUCGUAGAAUAGUUAAGUUUAUAUUUUGUUUUCCUAUUAAUUAGUGUUGUUUUUUUAAAUUUCGAACAUGUAUUUAUAGUUAUAAUUUGUUGUCCUUUGAUUUGUAUGUACACUGUAGACAGGUAUACUGUGGAAUCUCGUGUAUCAGGACUCUGCUUACGGGGAAAAGUAACAUUUCAGAGAGAAUUGUGGAAACUAACGUGUAGCCUUAACUGUACAUAAAACAUUUCUUACCAUCUGUAUAUGAAUGUGUUACUCAAAUGUGUGAGGUAAAGGCCAAAUCAUAAACUGUUGCGUUUUCUUUUUCAAAUCUGAACACUUGAGUUACAUGUACAUACAUACUUACUUUCGCCCACUUAUUGAUGGAAAUAUACCCAAAAGCAUGAACAUAAUGAUAUUUUGAAAUCCACACAACGUUAUCAAAUCCAGCAACAGAUUUUAAUUAACUGAUUAUGCUAGUUUUAUUGCUGUAUUAUGAGGCAAUUGAAUAUGUUCUAAUAAAAUACCCAUAAACUAAACGCAACAGACUGUGAAUAUUGUAGUAUGCUAAAUACUUUGCUAAAUUCAAGUUUUGGGGGGUAAAAAGAUCAUGUAUUGAUAUAUCCAUUCAGCAAUUUAGAUAACAAAAAUACUGACCCUUUCAGUAACUAAGCAAGGAAGUCUUAAACAAUUUGAAUUCUCAACUUGACGUGUAACUCAUUCACCUCUUAAUUUCAUAAUGAACUUUUCUAUCCUCUGAAUUGGAAGAGUGCGAAUGUGUUAUCAUGGCUGAACGAGUUAAAAAUACACAAAUAUACUUCUGUCGUUAAAAUCAUGGAUCUGUGCUAAACAAUAUAUGUAACUAGAUUGAAGGAUGAAAUAUGUAGCAAUUAAACAAAACAAGACCUGUAAGAUCGAAUUUGUGUACAACAUGUCUCGUUAAUUAAGGUAUAUAUUGUAUAUAAAUGAAACAGUUUAUUUAGAUAAGAUGAAAUGUCAAACCUUAAACGACUCCUUAUUUGUUUAUCGCUAUCAAACGAGAAUGAUAAUAUGUAAUUUAGUCGAUUUUUUUACAAUACUUUAUGAGGCUUCGUGUAUAAAUACAUUAAUAAAUUGUAAAAUACA
Molecule: messenger RNA, 6460 nt
Organism: Mizuhopecten yessoensis (Yesso scallop)
Lineage: Eukaryota; Metazoa; Mollusca; Bivalvia; Pectinida; Pectinidae
Product: leucine-rich repeat and death domain-containing protein 1-like
Exons: 3
Coding region: 111-2447 (778 amino acids)
Molecular function (GO): protein binding
Source: RefSeq, a predicted model, not a curated record